UUAGACUUUGUCUGGAUUUUGUUAGCUACAUGAAGUGUGGAUUAAUUAUGGAAAUUUCCUGGAAUAAUGCACAAAUCUGGUAAUGGACUCUCAAUCAAGAAUAAGGAAAACCCAGAACAAGGCUGGUAGCAAGAAGCUGUUACCUCAUGCUUCCUUGUUUCAAUUUCUUAACUAGUGCUUUUAUAAGGUGGAUGAUAUUCUUAAAAGAAAAACUUAGUUUGCUGAAUCAGUCCUCGUCAUACUUGGACAAAACCAGUUCUACCAUGGGACCAAACCAUGCUGCAGUGACCUGUUCUGCAACUGGUGCACAUUCUAUUGGUGAUGCUACUAGAAUGAUUCAGUUUGGAGAUUCAGAUGUUACGGUUGCUGGGAGCACAGAGUCCAGCAUUGAUGCUUUAUCAAUUGCUGGAUUUUUCAGGUCUAGGACUUUGACUACAAAUACAAUUCUUCACCACUAGAAGCUUCAAGGCCUUUUGAUUGUGAUCGAGAUGGGUUUGUGUAAUUUUAUUCCUUUUUUUUUUUUUGUCAAAAAAUAAAAUAAAAUCUUUGUUGCCUGCCAUUUGUUUUCCUGAUAUGUAACUUGAUAUUUGAGCUCAAGAUUGGUGAAGGUUUUGGUGUCCUGGUAUGAGAGGAACUAGAGCAUGCCAAAAACUGAGGAGCAAAAAUUUAUGCAGAGGUUCGUGGCUAUGGGAUGUCAGGUGAUGCACAUCACAUUACUCAACCACAUACUGAUGGAAGAGGUGCUAUUUU
Rubroshorea leprosula is the source of this 750-nucleotide messenger RNA. The record is from the annotation of a GenBank genome assembly. NCBI's taxonomy places the organism in Eukaryota, Viridiplantae, Streptophyta, Magnoliopsida, Malvales, Dipterocarpaceae.